Molecule: messenger RNA, 1399 nt
Organism: Daphnia pulex (common water flea)
Lineage: Eukaryota; Metazoa; Arthropoda; Branchiopoda; Diplostraca; Daphniidae
Exons: 6
Coding region: 59-736 (225 amino acids)
Biological process (GO): central nervous system formation; regulation of Toll signaling pathway; innate immune response
Cellular component (GO): extracellular region
Molecular function (GO): growth factor activity; Toll binding
Source: RefSeq, a predicted model, not a curated record
UCAUCUCUCUGAUUGUUAUUAUUGCAGCUCUAACCACGUCAGUUAUUUUACUGGAAAUAUGCGACGCUCGCUAUGGUUUGUCAUUCUGGUCAUCGUCCCAAAUUCGUUCCAGAAUUCCACAGCUCCCAACAAUUUAUCAGAAGAAACCUCUGCGAUGGAUAUUGAAGGUGACGAAAUGCAAACGAGAAUUCUCAACCGAAAACCCAAUCGUUACCCAAGCAAAAUCUACAAAGAAUAUCAAUCAUUAUAUCGACCGCCGUGUUUUGACGUCGCCUGUCCGGUCGACGAUUCGUACCCCAUAGAUUUUGUCUCGUCUGUGGUGGCCAACAAUCUGGCGCUGAUGGAACAACUCCAUUCCAUGCUGUACCGUUAUCCUGCGGAGAAAUUAAUUCUAUUAGAAAAUGCUACAGAUUCUUAUAGGGUUAAAGGUAAUUUUGCGUGCGAGUCGGAUGUAGUUUGGUUAAAACUGGGCUGGGCUCACGACGUCACAGGCCGGAACCUCUUGGUAGUCAACACGCCUCGUUACCCACAGAUUCACCGUCUGGAAACGUGCAGGUACGCUGGUAAACAUUGCGAGUUCUUGCCACCCUGUUACCGAUCGAGGUGUCAGCAAAGAUAUACUCACAAACACAUGAUAGUCAUCGAUCCAGCGCAACUGAGCGGCGGACCCUUUGUCGAUCUGCUCCCGCUGCCUUCAUCCUGUUCUUGUUUCGUCGAAAAUUUCGUUUACUUUUAAAAAUGGGCGUGAUUAUAAUGAUGUUUAUUUUUUUUCUUUCUUCAAUUAUUACGGUGAUGGUUAAAAAAAAAAAGUACGAUGUUUUACCACGGUUUUACAAACAAGAAAAAAAAUAAAUGAAAAAAUAAAUCACGCGGGAAUAUAAUCAAUCGAAACAAAUAGUAUUUCGAUAUCCUUUUUGAUAAAUUGGGAUAAUAGUGCAGCAGCAGCAGCAUCGGCGCAGCCAUUCUUUUACAAAUGCUUUGGUAUUAUUAUUUUUUAAUAUGUACAGGCAUGUAGCGUGCUGGCGGUUAGGAUUGUAUACAAACAUGAUCAAAAAUGACGAAUCGUGGGUGAGAGGAAAAAGGAAAAAAAAAAACAAUCAACGAAACAUUAAUACUUUGCCGUAUUCAUGGUAAUUUUAGUUUUCCAAUUUUCUAGCUGCCGUAGUUCAAUCAUUAAAGAAUUACUCUCAAUUUCUAAAUGGUAAAUUUCAUAAUUUACUAAUUUAGCUGUUGUUUCGCUUGAUUGGUUAGUUUUUAAAUUACUGUACAAUUCUCUGGCGAUCUGUAUCAGGAAUAUAAGGGGUGCAAGCUGCUUCUAAUGUUAUCAAGGUGCUGCUGUGUGCUUCGCAACGAUCAGAGAGUCAUUUGAUUUUUCUUCCUUGAUUGAUUGGAUUUAAGG